Puntigrus tetrazona (Sumatra barb) is the source of this 2248-nucleotide messenger RNA. RefSeq lists its product as uncharacterized. Gene Ontology annotation, biological process: regulation of lipid catabolic process; inflammatory response. Gene Ontology annotation, molecular function: signaling receptor binding. The record is from RefSeq and is a predicted model, not a curated record. The transcript has 4 exons. Lineage: Eukaryota; Metazoa; Chordata; Actinopteri; Cypriniformes; Cyprinidae. Bases 1578 to 2066 code for a protein of 162 amino acids.
GUUAGGUUAGGUUAGGGUUAGGAUUAGGUUUAGGAUUAAAGUUAGGGUUAGGGUUACAGAUAGGUUAGGGUUAGGUUUAAGCUUAGGUUAAAGAUAGGGUUAGGGUUAGUAAUUUUUCAUGUUUAUACAGACGCUUUUUAAAAUGCGGUUACGUUUAUCUGACCCCGUCUGUAAAUGCUUAAAAUGCUUUCCAUAGCCGCAAGUAUUUAAAUGAAUAUAAAGCAUUGCUUUGAGCGCAAACAAACUUAACACCUUUACCUUUUUUUGUUUGAUUUAAUAUUGCGUUAAAAAUAAGUUUUUACUAUAAGGAUUUUAUUUAACACUGCAUUAGCUAACAAUAAAUAAUACAACUACAGCAUUUAUUAAUUUUAGUUCUACAUUUGUUAAUGCACUAAUGCGUUAUUUUAAAGAGCUAACAUUAACAAAGGUUCAAAAAUGAUGUACGUUUCUCAUAGUUUGUGUUAACUGUUGUAAUGCAUUAAAAUAGAGCUAGCAUAAUUAUUUCUGAUUGUUUUGGGUUUUUUUUUUUUUUUUUUUUCCAUGAUUUCAAAAUAAUAAAAAUGUACACUGAUAAAUGAUCUUAGGUUAAAUAAAGGUCAACAUAGUACUUUGAUCAUUGUCAUGUGCAAGAUUAAUUGGAGUGAACAAAUUUGGAGAAGGUUAGCAUUACAAUCACUCGCUCGCCUGUAGAUCCUCUGCAGUGAAUGGUUGCCGUCAGUCCAAACAGCAGCUAAAAACAUCCCAAUAAUCCACACCACUCCAGUCUGUCGAGCUUUUCGUGUCUUAAGUGAAAAGCUGUAUGCUUGUAGCAAACACCCGUUAUUCUGAUGGCACCCAUUUACUACAGAGGAUCUAUUGGUGUUCGAGUGAUGUAAAUCUCCACAAAACAAACCCAUCUUGAUCUUGGAUGGCCCAAAGUCGAGUAACUCUUGUGAGUGAACUAUUUCUUCAAUACAUACACUGUAAAAAAAAUUUAGACCUCCCAACUUCAAAUUUUGUAGUGACUAGGGCAGUGCAGAAAUUCAAUUGGGUCAAAAUAUUGAAUUAAGAGUUUUUUUAACAGCGUGUUAUUAUUAAUAAAGAGAUCUAAUGAAGUCUUUUCUAAGGCAGUUGUUUUCUGCUUCUUCAUACCUCUUUGGUUCAUGCCCCAACUAGUCAGCAAGUGGAGCUGGAUCCCAUCCAGUCCUGCCUGCAGAGUUCACUGACUUGUAUUUAGGUUAUGUUUGUCGUGAAACUCAAGAUAGCGUAUUCUUUAAAGAUUCUGUCCCGCGUAAUAGCAUUUUUCCUCAGCAGUUAAGCCCGAAUCCUUAGUUUUUAGUGUGUGUGCUCCGCUGGAUGGCAGUCCAGUCACUCGGACCGUAUGAUUUCACGUUCCCUCUGUACUUGAAAGCAAAAACACAGAGGGCUCACCCCACAAAAACAUCCCAGGAUUGCACAAUCCCUCCCUCUUUUCUGUGGCUCCCUCAUGCGCGCCGCUUCAGACUCGACACGUCCACCGCUGCUUACAUUCCUCUGACGUUUUGGGCUUUUCGACUUCCUAACCUAAAGAUAAACCGAUUUUUCUGGAUUGCGCAGAGAUGGCUGCGUUUCUGUUCCUCGUCCUGGUCAGCGCCGGAGUCUUUCUGGACAUAACAGAGGCUCAGCAGGAUCUCGGCAAGCUUCCCGACAACUACAGAAAAGGCGUUGAAAUGGCCGUAGAACGAGUCAACUCAUACGAGGCAAUUAAAAGCGUUUUUCUCUUCUUCAAGAGUUUGGACAAAUCUGCCAUUGAUGGUGGGUUUGGCGUUAGUUAUCUCUUCCAUCACUUUUACCUCAAAGCAACCAGGUGCCCUAAAGGAGCUGCGAACCCGACUCAAUGUGCUUUCAGGCACGACCGACCUCUGAUUGACUGUGGCAUCUGCUAUAAGAUUCACGAUGGAGAGAUCCAGAGAGACCCGCUGCCUUACGUUCACUGUAUUCACAAACCGCAGCUCACGCAGGACUUGUUGAAAAGCAGAGCUGAACACUGCAGUGCAAUGAGCUACGCUAAUGGAUCUCCAUCUCUCCUGGCGUCAAAAAAUCCAUAGCGGAUUAAAUGAUCACGCAUGCUUAAUGUUACUGUUAAUAAUUUUAUAAAUUCAUUAAUAGGUAGAAUACCUUUGCACUGUUCUUUCGUAUCUUCUCUGUGCACGUAAAACUAGUGUCAGAUAUUAUGAGUAUCGCUGUUUGUUUAACAUCGUUUAUUCAUUAAAAUGGUAAUUAUUUUCAA